Molecule: messenger RNA, 1832 nt
Organism: Scophthalmus maximus (turbot)
Lineage: Eukaryota; Metazoa; Chordata; Actinopteri; Pleuronectiformes; Scophthalmidae
Product: nicotinate-nucleotide pyrophosphorylase [carboxylating]
Exons: 6
Coding region: 275-1165 (296 amino acids)
Biological process (GO): quinolinate catabolic process; NAD+ biosynthetic process
Cellular component (GO): cytoplasm
Molecular function (GO): nicotinate-nucleotide diphosphorylase (carboxylating) activity
Source: RefSeq, a predicted model, not a curated record
CGUCACCGCUGCUGUUUUGUAGUUGACCCCUGACGGGAAAUGCUGAAAUAGCUCCAUGCCUGGGCUCUGUGUGCACUUCCUGUCAUUGUGCUUCUUCACUGACUAUAGUCAGAUUCAGGUUUACAGAAAAUGUACAAUGGCCUGUCAAUAAGCCUCGUAAACAUUCCAACAUGGACACAGGGGCAAAUUCCACAUCACAUUCUUCCUGUGGCUCCGUGUGCACAAUGCUACAAGUUGGUUAGGGGGUCUUUAGUCCUGGACCGAUAGAGAAAGAAUGUCUCCCCUCCAACACACAGCAGCGCAUUCGAUCCCACCUCACACUUUGACCCGGCUCGCAAGAGAGUGGCUGGCAGAGGACACACCAAACUUUGAUCCUGCAGGGGUGUGCGUGGGGUCACAGGAAGUGGAGGCGAAGCUGCUGUGCAAGACACCGCACAGCAUCCUGGCGGGGAGCCCCUUCUUCACAGCUGUGUUCACUGAGGUCGGCUGCACUGUGGACUGGAUUUACCAGGAGGGAGCUGAGAUUGGUCCAGAUGCUGUCACGUUGACUGCUUUGGUGAGAGGCCCAGCAAGGUGUCUCCUCCUCGGGGAGAGGCCGGCUCUCAACUGCCUGGCCCGGGCCUCUGGGAUCGCCGCUCGCUGUUCUCAGCUCAAGGCUAUGGCAACAGCGGGAGGAUGGCACGGAGAAGUGGCUGGCACACGCAAGACCACCCCGGGCUUCCGUCUGGCUGAGAAGUACGCCAUGCUGGUUGGCGGCGUGUCCAUGCACAGACAGGACCUGAGCGGAAUGGUGAUGCUGAAGGACAACCAUGUCUGGGCGUCAGGGAGUAUCACAGAGGCUGUGAGAUCUGCCCGGUCAGUUUGCGCUUUCAGCAGUAAGAUUGAGGUGGAGUGCCGCUCUGCAGAGGAGGGCAGAGAGGCUGCUGGAGCAGGAGCAGACAUUGUUAUGCUGGACAACUUUCAACCUCAGGAGCUCCAUGUUGCGGCUUGUUCCCUGAAGGUGGAGUUCCCGACUCUACUAAUAGAAGCCAGUGGAGGAAUUACACCAGAGAACUUAGCGUUGUAUUUCUCCCCACAUGUGGACGUCAUCUCUCUGGGCUGCAUAACACAGGGCUGUCCAGUUGUGGACUUUUCUCUCAAGAUUCAAAAGCCUGACGCUCAGUAAAAGCCUCUGCACCUCAAACAGGACUUACCCAGUCCCCAUGCUGAACGAAUGAGAAACUGUUGUGAGAUUUUGUUCUGAUGAGUAUAAGAGGGGAUUUUAGUUUGUUGAUUUAUUUUGUAGUGAGUGAUCUAUAGUUGCAAAAGAUUAAGAAAUAAUCAACAUCCUUCUCAUUGUGUCACCAGUCAUUUGAUGAGGAUCAAAAGAGAACAGAAACUAGACCAGACGUGAUCUUCUGCCAGCGCCAUGCGGACAAUAUCAUGUAGUUAAAAAAAAAACAAAAUAUGCAACAAUGAAAAACAUUCACAAGCUCAAACUGGCCAAGUGAUUCCAGAGACUUAGAGAAUAAAGAGAAAAUUCAGAUUUAGCCAACCUAUGAUAUGCCCCAGUACAUACUGUAGGUUUGCUUCACCCAAACACUUCAACAAGUGGUGUCAAGCCAUGCAGAUAGUUUUGUUACAUUUUUCUUAUUUACAGUCCACCCUAACAUAAUUACUGCUUAUGCCUUUGUACCUUUAUUCAAGUAAAAUUCUGAAUGCAGGAGUUUCGUAUGUAAUGGAGUAGACUACAACAUGUCAGAUAACUGCAUUGAGCAAUAAGUGCAACAUUUCCCUGUAGUGAACUGUAGUGGAGUAGAAUGUGGUGUGAAAAGUAAAGAUUCAAGAAAGUA